Molecule: messenger RNA, 1467 nt
Organism: Cydia amplana
Lineage: Eukaryota; Metazoa; Arthropoda; Insecta; Lepidoptera; Tortricidae
Exons: 4
Coding region: 127-1290 (387 amino acids)
Source: RefSeq, a predicted model, not a curated record
AUGGCAAUGGGCAAGGUAAUGGAAAAUGUGACAUUUGUGAUUUGGCUGGGUGUGUUAAGUUGUGGCUCUUAAAAAUACUUUAUAUCUGUUUUCAGUAUUUAUUAAAACACUAUUUAACUGUUCGCCAUGAGUAACUUAGAAGAAAAUGGAAAAAACCCGCCGAUAAGUGACUUAAAUGGCAGCGUAAACAGUGAAAAACCACGCAAAGAUUGGGUGAAAUUUGAAGAAGAUUCUACUCUAUCUACGGUGCCUCUGUCGGAGAUAUCACCACAAGCGGCUGCUGCCGUUGUACCCAGCACAUCCGGGUCCACAACUUCGGCACAUCCAGCAGUAUUGAAGACUGAAUCGGUGCAUAUAAACUUAGAGCGCGGCGACAAAUCUGGGGAAGUCGCGCCGCAACCAACGUUAACUAAAAAUGUUGAAUUUGUUAACAUUCGUACGGGUUUUUCAAAUGGGGACAUCAUAGUAACUAUACUUCCAUCAAAUACCAAGUGGCCAUGGGUUACAGCGGCACGCUUCAGACCCGAAUUAGUUCCUGAAGAACUCAUGGCUCAAGGACUCACUCUUACUGUUGAAGAAUAUGUCCAUGCCAUGGAAUUACUUGUAAAUGAUGCCCGCUUCACUCUGUACAAUAUCUGCUACAAGCGUGUUCUUGUUUGUUGGAUAACACUUGCAUUUCUAGUGCUCCUAGCUCUACUCUUUUCUGGAUUGACAGGUCUCUUACUCUUUUCCCUCGGUGUCUUAUGGCUAGUACUUAAUGCUGCUGCUAUAUUCCUUUGUAUGUGGAUAAAAUUAACUCUUUCAAAGGGCCUGGAGCAAUGUCUGGCGAGUGUGAAUAAGUUGCUAAAUAAACAUAAAUUGAUAUUGGCCUUGGACGAUCGAGGAAAGAUAUCUUGCCAUAAAGUGAACCUUUGUUUCAUUUACUUUGAUUCGGGUCCAUGUGUGGCUCAUAUUCAGCAGUUUAUUGAGAGUGAAGAGGGCAAAACUAUAAUGCAAGGCUGGGAACAGAGACUUGAUGUGUCGGCAAAUGAUAUAGUCAUACAAGGAAGUCAGUCAACUAGAUUGUCUCGGAAACAGGAAAGAGGUGCGCUUCUCUAUUUGCGGUACGUGGGGCGAUGGGGCGCCAUGGCUGUCAAAAACAGACUUAAUCUCAGCAGCACCGUGCCAGGCCGCCAUGGUGAGAAAUACGUCUGCCCUUGUCAGUUCAUAGAGGAGCACCUAAAAUGCAAGCCACCGGCUGGCAUUGCAAAGUUUUUCAUGUUACCGAAUCAGAAUGUUCAACUGUUUUAAGUGUUGUUGUAUUUUUGAAUCCGUCCAAUGUGUGUUGUAUAUAAUAUAACAUAUCAGCAUAUCACAUAGGUUAAGAAAACUUUUAUGAAUAUAUAAUUGUUAUAGGUAUCAAUAAGUUAUUAUGUGCCCUUUUAUGUAUUUAAUAUUUAUUGACCUGAAGUGUUGAACGUCCGUAAC